AGAGAAGAGACACUUCCAGGGCUUUAGGGAAGUUACAGUGGUGGUGAUGCUGCUGAUGAUGGUGAUGUCCAGAUUGUAACUCUGUGGAAUGCUGAUGAGGAGUGUUGUGGUUAGAGAGUAUGUGACUGCCCCCUGCAGGCUGGAGGGAGUGAGUGUAUCUCACCAUGAACAAUAAGGACACCACCUCCGAGUCUGAGAAUAACCGUCAGAUGAAGGUGUUUCUGCCCAAUAAGCUAUUGGAGUGUUUGCCUCGGACAAACACACUGCCUAAAGAGAGACUCCGCUGGAAUACCAAUGAGGAGAUUGCAUCGUACCUGAUCUCAUUUGACCGACAUGAAGAGUGGCUUUCCUGCACACUCAAGACCAGGCCGCAGAACGGCUCCAUCAUUCUAUAUAACAGGAAGAAGGUGCAGUACAGGAAGGAUGGAUACUGCUGGAAGAAAAGGAAGGAUGGGAAAACCACACGGGAGGAUCACAUGAAGCUUAAAGUGCAGGGAACUGAGUGUCUCUAUGGUUGUUAUGUCCAUUCCUCCAUUGUCCCAACAUUCCACAGGAGGUGCUAUUGGCUGCUGCAGAAUCCGGACAUUGUGUUGGUCCACUACCUGAAUGUGCCGAAUGUGGAGGACAGUGGGAAGGCGUGUGGGCCGGUGCUGUGUGCCGUUACUGACCGCCGAGACGGACUGCGCUGGAACCGAGAGGAGCUGCUUUCGCAACUUAAACCCAUGUUUCACAGUAUGAAGUGGUGUGGCAGUGGAAAUGGGGCAGAUGUGUCCAUUGAGCAGCUUGUGCAGCAGAUUCUGGAGUCACAACAGACCAAACCACAACCUCGCACACACACCUGCCUCUGUAACCAUGCUUCUUCUGGGAUGAACAUUCCUCAUCGUUGUAACAGCACUAAACAUCGCAUCAUCUCCCCGAAGCUGCCAUGUGGCCCUGCGCCCUACCUCACAGAAGUCCAGAACCUAACUCAUGAGAGCUCAGGGGGUGGGGCAGUGAGCAGAGAUGGAAGUGCAGGGGAUGUUGUUGCAGGAGGUGUUGCCGUUGAGAAAGCUCAACCCUCUAGCCCAGCAGUCGUCCUUGACAGCGGGAGUUCUGCUCCGCCCACUUCCUCCUCUUCCAGUCCACCCCAAAAACAACGCUCAGCAACAAUUGCCAUUGGCAAUGGCAAUGGUUUCUAUGGCGAACAACAUGGUGGCCUGGCAACAGUAGCUCUGCCUCAGAAUGCAGUAAUUGUUAUGACGACCGCCGCAGCAGCAGCUGCAUUGGGCCGGGGAGGGGAGGAGUCUAAAGGCGAGCUCAGUUCUGCGCACCUAUCACUCACGCAUGCUGGAGGCCGGCUCGUCCUAUCACCUGUCCCGACCAAACAGGAGACACCCCCUUCUAGUCCCGCACCAGCACCAACUCACACAGUGCCGUCCAAUCAAGGUGUGGCUACGCUUUCCCUCACUCUUCUGCCCAGUCCUGUGAUUGGAGGACUGCUUUUGACAGAUCGCAUAAUUGCAGACAAGCCCAACGCUAUGCUCCGGCCCUCGUCUCCCUCCCCGUCUUUAAUGACACCACCAUCUACUCAGACCAGCUCUGUACCUGGCCGUGCCCCCUCUGUGCCACUGCCUUUUGACCCUGAUUCUUUUCUCAACAGCCCCAAACAAGGCCAAACCUAUGGUGGCUCCUCCCUCUCCCCUCCAAACACAACUAAUUCCGCCUCUUCCUCCCAGAGCCCACCCCCUUCUUCUUCUCCACAGCCUCCUUCAUUAGCUUUGACUCUUUCGCCAACCUCUCCACCCUCAUCUCUCUCUUCUCUUUCUCCUCCUACGUCUACGCCAAACUCAGCCUCUCUGUCUCCUUCGCUGUCUUACUCACUCUCUCCUGCUUGUCCUGCCCCCUCUUUUCCUCCCCUUUGUCUUGAUUCCUCAUUGACUCUUGAUUCACUGGCCCACCCACUAAGCCCUACCCUGGACACUCGGGUCUCCUCGCCGCCGCUGGACAUGUCCCCCCAAUGCUCUGCCAGUGAUGGGCAAGCUCUUCUGAUUGGACAGGAUGGAAAUGCCCUGUCUACUUUUCUGCCUCUAAACUAUACACACAACCAGCUGUUGCCGUCACGUCACUUGACAUCCAGUCAGCAGUCCAGCAAUCAUCUGUCAACCAAUCAUCUACCACUUAGUCAGCUCUCACCCAAACAACCUCAGACUAAUCAGCUUCCACCUGAUGGAGAGGGGGGAGGGCUUAGGCUUCAAGAGGAGGGUCAUCAACUGAUUCCUCAGACAUGCACAGACUCGCAGGAUUUGCGGCCAACAGGGCGAGGACUGCGCCAUAGCCUCAGCCAGCCGGCUCUGCUCGCACACAAUGAUGCACACAACAAUGUACACACAGAUUCUCUCACACACACUGAUGCACUUGCACACUCGCAUACGCACACACUCAUUGCACAGGCGAGUCCUGUUCAGGUGAAGGAGGAAAAUUCUCCACCCAUUACUCCAACAAUUCUGCAAGAAUUAGAGUGUGAUGAAAUGCCCAUGGACACCGCUCACAGUUCUGACAGCACCAGCCAGCAACACACACAAGAGGCGGAGCUAUCCUUUGACUCCACCUUUCCCGACCUGAUAUCUGAACUCAUCACUGAGGAGACAAGCAGCCACUCUGCCUGUACAAGCCUAAACUCUGCCACCAUCCCACCCACUUACCCAGUCAGGUAUAUGGCUCCACCUCAGCCGUCACCCUCCACCUCCUACCUGCCCUACACACUCCUCACACAGACACACGCACACUCCAGCAUGCACUCCAGAUUGGGGGAGGAGCCUCAGUGUCUCGCUAGCAUCACCGAUUUCUCACCUGAGUGGUCGUAUCCGGAGGGUGGGGUGAAGGUGUUGAUCACAGGUCCCUGGUCAGAGGUGAGCUGCAGGUACUCAUGCGUGUUUGAUCAAAGUACAGUACCUGCUUCACUCAUCCAGCCUGGAGUACUACGCUGUUACUGCCCAGCUCAUGAAGCAGGUCUGGUGGCACUGCGUGUGAUGAAGGACUUGGACACUGUGUCAUCAUCUGUGCUUUUUGAGUACCGAGCACGAAAUGCAGCAUCAUUACCAAGCUCACAGCUGGAUUGGCUGUCUCUCGAUGAUAAUCAGUUCCGCAUGUCCAUCCUGGAGAGACUGGAGCAGAUGGAGAGGAGGAUGGCUGAGAUGGCUAAUCACAGUCAUGAUCAUCAUCAACAGCAGCAGCAACAGCGGUUGGCACGGCAACAGAGCACACCACACUCCUCACUGCGCCUAACUCCUGAAAACCAGUCCGGACCCUGGUUUGAGCGCCGGAUCGUGAGUGUGUGUGAGCGGAUGAUGAGUGGAGGACAGUGGGGUGGUGGUGAGAGACUCACACACUGCAUCAGACAUAGAGGGAUGACAUUACUGCACCUUGCAGCUGCGCAAGGAUAUACACACCUUAUACACACACUCAUCCGUUGGAGGACUCUGAGUGCUGACAGUCUGGAUCUGGAACAGGAAGUAGAUCCACUAAAUGUAGAUCAUUUCUCCUGCACGCCGCUGAUGUGGGCCUGUGCUCUGGGUCACCAGUCUGCUGCAGUCUUGCUGUACAGGUGGAGCAGUGUGGCACUGAUGAUCCCAGACUCUCUCGGUCGUCUCCCUCUUGCUGUCGCUCGCUCACGGGGACACACCCGUCUAGCCCGAUGCCUUGAGGAGUUGCACACACAUACACUCUUACAGGCACAGACAUCAGAGAUCACAAACAUACACAACCAGUCACACACACUGGACACGUCACCACCACCCCAGUUGCCCCUUUCUCCACUAUCUACAAGUCCUGAUACAGGCCUGAGUUCCUCCAGUAGUAUUCCAUCACCCAGUGACCCACCCUCCCCAUCUCCUAGCUCUGCCUACUCUAGCGGUUCAGCUCUGCCCACCUCUCCUCUGUCUCCUCCUGACCCAAUGGAUACUUCUUGUGACUCCUCCCCACGCUUCUCUCCAACACCGGCCCUUCGAUGCCCAACCCCCCAAAACAUGGACACACACUUCCUGUUGGAUUCUUCCCCACACUCACACACACACUUGGAGCACACACACUCACAUGCACACUCCUCAUUCGAGGCAGAAUUGCUCAGUUACAGCGAGAACGCAGAGAACGAGGAAUACCUGCCUGCCGAGGUCUUACAGGUUGACAUGACAACACUGGCUGAGCAGAUAAUUGAGGCAACUCCUGAGCGAAUUAAACAGGAAGAAUUUCCCAGGGGGGCGGAGUCACCACUCAGAGAGAGGCGGGAUAAUGCAGCUAUUCACGACACAAUGCCAUGGCUUGCACCCUAUUUGGAUACUGUAGACAGGUGUGUGUGUCCAACCCCACAGCCCCCUUCCCCUCUCAGUGCUCUAGCUCUACAGAGGCUCCGCCCCCCGAGUAGUGCAGCAUGGGCAGAGUUUUUGAAUGCCUCAGCCAAUGGAAGGAUGGAGAGAGACUUCGCUUUGCUCACUCUAACCGACAGUGAGCAGCGGGAACUUUAUGAAGCUGCUCGCAUCAUCCAGAAUGCAUUCCGCAGAUACAAGGGGCGGAGACUAAAGGAACAGCAGGAUAUGGCUGCUGCAGUGAUCCAGCGAUGCUACAGGAAGUACAAACAGCUAACAUGGAUUGCUCUGAAGUAUGCUCUGUAUAAGAAGAUGACACAGGCAGCCAUUUUGAUCCAGAGUAAGUUCCGCAGUUACUACGAGCAGAAGAAGUUCCAGCAGAGUCGCAGAGCUGCGGUUCUCAUCCAGCAGUACUACCGCAGCUAUAAAGAGUAUGAACGCAUCAAACAGGGAGGAAGAACUGGUACAGCACUCUCCAACAAGAUGAAAAGCUCGUUCCUGACUAAGAAGCAGGAUCAGGCAGCUCGCAAAAUCAUGCGCUUCUUUAGACGCUGCAGACACAGGAUAAAGGAGCUAAAGCAGAGCAAAGAGUUGGAGCGGAGAGGCCUGACCACCUGACCGCACACACGCACACUUUUCCCUACAGGUUUACAAUCAUUAACUAAAAUAACCUGAGAGGGGCGACAAACUUCCUGCUUCCUGCAUGUCAUCUGAAGGAGUGAACAUCUUCAUUCCUCCGUCUCCUGCCCUUUAACUCUCGCACUUGAAAACAAUGAAUGAACUUGUGUACAGUUUCGUUGUCCAUGUUUACGUUCCCCUGGAUUGGAGUUUGCCAGCUAGCGAGAUUCGGGGCUAGCGUUGUUGAGUUAGCUGAGCGUUCUGCUGCUUGAACCCCUUCACACUCGGUCGACUUUACUUUUUGUAUUUUGUUGUUGUUGCAGCUUGUAUACAGUGUCAUACAAAAUGUAUCUCUAUAUAAUUCUACUGAUCCAUAUGUGUAAACCUAUAUAUUCUACAGGAUGAAAUUAUUGUCUUGGAUAUAAAUUGAUUUCUGCUUUGAGGUUUUUCAGCAUGUUUAAAAUGACUCAAUGUUUACCUUCUCAGUGAGUGACAGUUUUCUCACACCACUGAUUUUCAGUCUUAGACCUCGUCCCCUCGUCCACUUCCCCUCAUCCUUCUUGUGCCCUUCUUCAUUCCUGUUCCCUUCCCCUUAUCCCCUUGUCCCUGUCCCCUCACGCUGUGGCAGCUUGAGUGAUGUGUUAGAUGAGAAUCGACUCACCUUACCCAGAAGACACUGCUGCAAUCUGACAUUUUUGGGCAUAACCUUAGAGCCAGAAGCUUCAAAUUUCAAAAACAUUCACACAUGGUGUUUGUUAGCGAGUUAGGGUCCUAGCUCCAGCCCUUGUUGGGAGAACGGGGAUAAGGGUUCGUUUAAAUCUGUAUUGAAACAGACUUGUGAGACGAGAUCGGAGCAAAGAGUGCAUCAUACAGCGUGAAAAAUGUCGUCUUAAACAGCACUUGAGUGAUGUAAUGUAUCGCUGAUCAAACACAAGGGAACCUUUCACCUGGAGGCACGUCAUCUGAUGCUGAGCUCGGAUGAUAUGUCGCUGGAUGAAUUAGACCAUAACAAUUCAUUUAAAAUUUAGGCAUUGUUAGUAUAAACUUACAUACAGUGACUUCUAUGUUUAGCUAAAAAUCUGCAGUAAGAUAUUUCAGUACAGACGGUGCGAGAAAGACAGAAAAUGGUUCCACUGUGUGAUAACCUGCUGAAGGUGUCGAGCGAUUUCUCUGAACAGCUCUACGUCGAACACCAUCCUGAACCGAGGGGCAGAAACACGUUCCACACCGACGCUGGACUGCUGCUUCCUUUGGUGUGCUGUUCAGUUCAUUAGUUCUUAGCUGUGUGUGGAUCGUUCUGACCCUAAAAUCUACUCCUGCUUUCUGCUCAGUGUGUGGUUUUUAAUUCACCUUGAAUUUAUUCACAGCGACUCCCAUCGUAUUUUAUAUGGAUCAGUGAAAUCGAAAACUUAAACCUUAUGAAGCUUAAAUAAAUUUUUUAAAGGACUGACCUCGCUGUUUCCUAAUAACAAUGUUAUAAUCUAUUAGAAUUGUUUGAUAGUUUUUAUUUAAGUUUCUCUGAGCAUGUGGCAUUUUAUUAUUUUUUCCAUUUCCAUUUGAUCAACAGCGUUUUAGCACCAGGCCAGAAACCAACACAGGAACCAUUUCAUUUUAUGGAUUAUUUUGGAUUGUGCAGUGCCUUGAAGUCUUUAAUACAGUCAUAUGUGUACACACACGCACACACACAACUUAAAUUGUAUUGCAGUUUGUUAUGCAUAUGAAUUUAUGUAUACAUAUGUGUUACACUUCACCACUGCGUGUGUUAAUAUUAUGCAUUAAUGUGUAAAUAUUGUACAUUAUAAAGAGCUGUUGGUUAUAUAAAUGAUAUAUAUUAUAUUUAGCAGGAAUAUAUUUGCUUGUUGGAUAUAAAACGUUUUUUUUUUUGUUCACAUCUGCAUGAUUAGAAUUACGGCUUCUGCAUGAGUUCCUUUUAGAGAUUUCCUUUCAGAUAUUGGAUGAAGUGUGUAAGUGUUGCAAAGAGUUUAUUUAUGAAUAACAUCAUUGCUUCAGGUUGUUUUUACUGGAACGUUUCUUUUACUUGGUGUUCAGGCUGUUUUGCUAAUCGAUUAAAAUGUUAAAAUGUGUGUUUGAAAA
This is a messenger RNA of Hemibagrus wyckioides, 7052 nucleotides long. It is a transcript of the gene camta2, whose product is annotated as calmodulin binding transcription activator 2. Gene Ontology annotation, molecular function: transcription coregulator activity; protein binding; double-stranded DNA binding. NCBI's taxonomy places the organism in Eukaryota, Metazoa, Chordata, Actinopteri, Siluriformes, Bagridae. The record is from RefSeq and is a predicted model, not a curated record. Bases 165 to 4958 code for a protein of 1597 amino acids. Gene Ontology annotation, cellular component: nucleus. Gene Ontology annotation, biological process: regulation of transcription by RNA polymerase II. The transcript is spliced from 23 exons.